AUGCAGCGAUACUCGAGGCCGCCGAGUACGCCGAGUAUCAUCGGCGGCCUCGAGUAUCGCUGCAUGGGAUACCUUCCCAUCAUGAUCGGCACCGCUAUGACCCACGAGUAUCGCGAGACAAGACUGCUGCCCUUCGCCUCUGUGGGCAUCGCGGCGGUGCCCGACAAGUACGGCGACGGGCUGAUGGAGGCGAUCCUGCGGGGGGCGGCGAGCAAGGCCACCUGACAAGAGUGAAGACAGACCAACACACGGGGACUGGGGGGAUGGAUGGAUGGCCUGUGCUGUGUAAGGGGCUGCACGUUCAAUUGACCGACCCGACUGUGUUGUGCUUGGGCUGGCUGCUGGAUGGAUGCCGCAUGGAAUGUCAGACAAGGAUGGUCUGAGCGAGGCUUUUUCUUCGUCAGCAAGCGAGGCUCUCACUACCACGCAUAAGCGCACCGAACACAAAGAGCACACCUUGCUGUAUCUUUUCUACCUUGGCCCUUCUUGCCUCGCCUGCAUGUCAAGCUGCAUGUCGUAUGCUAUAUCAACUACCUCUGUGUGUCUGCAGUAGGAUCGGUUUGUCCCGUCUGGCCGUCUGCUGUGCUGUUGUCCUGCGAUAUCGAGCAUCGCAUUUAAUGGCGUUUGUCUCUGCCUUCUCUCCUCAAGCAUGGGUACACGAGGAGGGCAGAAUUAAUCAACUAGGUGGGCUGCCUUUUCGGCCGCCCCGUCGUUCAUGUCUGGCUGUGCGUACCGCUGGCUGCGUGGCUGGCUGGCUGGCUGGAAGUCAUGUCAUCAUACGUAAGAGACAGGAUACCCACGCGCUCAUGGAUGCAAUGUGAAUCUGUGCAUGUCGGCCAGAAUUGCGAAUGUCGUGACAGUGAGUGAGUGCUUGAGCAGGUCGUCGACUUCUUGUGAGGGGUAUGUAGAGCGGUAGAGAGAGGGACCCUGUGUGAGGUAGAGAGAGGGGACGGGACCUUCGCGAAGGCGACUGUGUGUGUAGCUGGGAGAGAGAGAGGGAAUGGUUCGACUCAUCUUCUGUGUCGAUUAGCUAGCUGGCCAGACCGUUUGACGACUUUCUUUUUCGUCUGUGUGUGACUGAUUGGUCCACAUAUUCUGAAGUGGAG
Vitrella brassicaformis is the source of this 1106-nucleotide messenger RNA. Lineage: Eukaryota; Vitrellaceae. The record is from the annotation of a GenBank genome assembly.